AUGACAUCCCUCACCUCUACCCUCAAAGAUCCAUCCCUCCUUGUCGAAAGCCGACCCUUCAUCAACGGCGAAUGGCCUCUCUUCACUUCCUCUCAAACUUUCCCUGUCUGCAACCCCGCCACAAACACAAUCAUCGGCCCAGCACCAGAAUGCACCGUCGACGACGUCAACAGCGCCAUCUCCGCAGCUUCAGAGGCCUUUCCCCUGUGGCGCGCUCAAUCAGGCCGCCAGCGCGCAAAGAUAAUUCGCAAAAUCGCAGAGCUACUGGCAGAACACAAAACUGACAUCGCAAAGAUCAUCACAGCAGAGAAUGGAAAGGCGAAAGCGGAUGCUGAAGGGGAGGUGAUGUUCUCGGCGGGGUUCUUCGAGUGGUUCGCGGAAGAGGCGCCGAGGCUGUAUGGUGAUGUUGUCCCGCAUUCGCAGCCGAAUUCGAGAAUUCAGGUCAUCAAGCAACCCGUUGGUGUUUGUGGUUUGAUCACGCCUUGGAAUUUCCCUUUGGCGAUGGCUGCGAGGAAAGUCGCUGCUGCGCUUGCGGCUGGGUGUACGAUUGUGCUCAAGACGGAUGGUGUGACGCCUUUCUCGGGGAAUGUUCUCGGUGUCCUCGCUGAGCGCGCUGGUCUGCCAAAGGGGGUUCUCAAUAUCGUCACUGCUUUGGAUAACACACCGAAACUAGGUCUUGCGCUGUGCGAGUCUGACAUCGUCAAGAAGAUCUCCUUCACGGGCUCAACCCGGGUAGGGAAGAUCCUGAUGAAGCAGUCAGCCGAUACUCUCAAGAAGCUAUCUCUAGAGCUUGGAGGCAACGCGCCCUUCAUCGUGUUUGACGAGGCCGAUGUCGAGACCGCGGUAUCCAGCGCCAUCAUUGCCAAGUUCAAGGUGACCGGCCAAACAUGCGUUUGCGCCAACAGGAUCUACGUCCAGGAAGGCAUCUACGACCAAUUCUCCAAGCGCCUAGUUGAGGAAGUCGGCAAGUUUAAAGUCGGUAACGGUGCUGACCCUUCAGUGACGCACGGCCCGAUGACGACGAGUGUAGACAAGGUUGAGGAACAUGUCCAAGAUGCCCUCAAGAAUAAAGCUACUCUUCUCUUCGGCGGUCAGCGAUUACCCGAUCUCGGAAAGAACUUCUUCCAGCCGACAGUUCUGGGCGAUGUUGACGAUACGAUGGCCGUGACUUACGAAGAGACAUUCGGACCACUUGCGGCGUUGACCAAGUUCAAGACAGAAGACGAGGUUGUCGCAAGGGCGAACAAGUCUGAUGUAGGAUUGGCUUCUUACAUCAUGACAAACAAUCUAGCGAGAUCGCACCGCGUGCAGGAGAGAUUGGAGUUUGGUAUGGUAGCCAUCAACACUGGUGUCAUCUCAGACUGGGCUGCUCCAUUUGGCGGUGUCAAACAUUCUGGUAUGGGGCGUGAGGGCAGCAGGUAUGUGGCAACGACUGACAACAUAUCAACUCACAUAUCUACCGAAUCGCAUCAUCUCCUCUCCCAAGCAUCUUUCAGUCAACCCUCCUAUCUACACAAGAGGAACACCAGCAUCACUUCAACAUCAGCCAUGGCUACCGACAAGACGAUGUCGUCACUUCCAAAGCCCUCUUCCCCUAUUGCCAUUCCGACCGGCCGAAACCGCGCCCGUACUGUCGACCACCUCCUUCGACAUCAUCCUCCCUCCCAUUCCUCAAUCCUUCUCCGAUCUCCGGGCCCUCAAAGUCACGCCGAUGCCGUCCCUCCCGAUCCUCGCAAGACCAUCAACCCGAAAGACCCUUUUCGCUACGUCGACUCUCUGAAACUCCGAGUCAUCCGCAACAAGCGCGGCGAAACUCUCGGCCUCAAAGUCGUCGACAUUAACUCCGUCAAACCUGAACGAGCAAACGUUUGUGCUCAUCUUCCUAUUGGCAAAGAAAACGCUGGUCUUGUGUUUGAUGUCGAGAGUGCUGAGGCGAUGAAGGAGUUAUACUCCAAGGCGUCGUUGACGAUGGCCUCGGACAGGAUCAUGGGGAUUUUGUUUGCGCCGCCGCGGCCUGAUGCUGGUGGCAUUGCUAGGGAUGCGGAUUGGUCUUUUUUAGAUGAUGAUGUUGGAGGGGGAGAUGCGAAGGAUGAGAAUGAGGAUAGGGAUCGGGAUCACUGUUUGAUACAGACCAGUCUCUGCGUUGGAGCAGAAAUAACGAACACUGAUUGUUUUGCGCACCAUGAUCACCAUCUCGUUGGUGUCAUUUUGGUGGCCUCUUCAUCCUCCUCCCCAUUCCGACAUAUGAUCGUCGUCUGUCUCGUUUGGUACUCACUUCUUCUCCCGCCAUCUUCAAUAUCAUCGCCAUCAAGUUCCCGUUCAUAUUUUCUGAGUGCUUCUUCUUAUUCCACGCCAUCCAUUGGUGAUAUCCCUCGUACCUCACCUUCACAUGACCCGGUUGUUGUCUUGCCUGGGCGCACUGUCAAUUUCACCUCCCUCAUGUCGUUAAACGGGCAAGCACUGUACUCCCCAAGACCAGGAACUCUGCCUGUUAUUUGGUCAUUGGCGCUGUCUCGCUCCUUCCACAGCACAAGCCCUUACCUACCUCACCACCUCCUCUCGGCAACCCAGUCCAUGAACUCAGCAACUCUCUUCUUCUUCGUCAUCAUCAUCUUGUUCAUCAUUUCCAUCUUCUUCAUCAACUGCACCAUCACCAUCAUCAUCAGAACACGCAGUAGACAUACCAAGUCCAAGCCAUCAUCACCUCCCAUCAUGUCACAACUAAUAAAGCCAGAUACUCCGUCGCCAAAUGUUCCACCACCACCACCACCAAACCCAGACACCCCCACCUCCAGCACCUUUACAGGAGCCACCUUCGGCAUACGUCCAGACCACGUCGCAUGGAAAUGCCACAGAGGUUUCUUCUGCAAUAUCAUCAACCCCCUGACAGAUGCUCGGUGCGCUACAUGCAAGCAGGAACGAGCGUUUCCGGCCGACGCUCUCAACGCCAGCCACAAGCAGAUCGGUUGGCUGCAGUCUAUGGACCUGCAUGGCAACGAGAAGUGGGUUUACUUUGAUCGUGAGACUCUGGAUCAGCUUCGUCAGGGAACCUUGCCCAAGAAUUUUCUCAAUAGCAGCCCGCCUGUGUCUUGGAAGUCUGGUGGUAUCGAUGGAAUCAACCCCGAGAAUAGUCGCCCUGUAUCUGAGGGUUCCGGUGAUGUCGUUGGAAUCCACCACGGGAAUAGUCCGCCCAUGUCGUCGGGGACCGGUGAAGUCGGUGGAAAUAGUAGGGAGGGGAAAAGGAUGAGCACUGGUGUUGGAUUUGAAGUUAGUCGUAUGGAGAGGUGGGUUGCGAAUGUGGUGAAAAAGCAGGUGGAUGAUGAGGAUCUUGAGGAGCCGGACAAACAGUCGGAGGACGGAGGAGAUGCCAAGGGGGGCGCUGCGGGUGAUGGGAGUGGUAGCAAGAGGAAGAGUCAGUAG
Molecule: messenger RNA, 3420 nt
Organism: Fusarium oxysporum Fo47
Lineage: Eukaryota; Fungi; Ascomycota; Sordariomycetes; Hypocreales; Nectriaceae
Product: aldehyde dehydrogenase family-domain-containing protein
Exons: 5
Coding region: 1-3420 (1139 amino acids)
Molecular function (GO): succinate-semialdehyde dehydrogenase (NAD+) activity
Source: RefSeq, a predicted model, not a curated record